GGCAAGCAGGGGGGCGAGCGAACCAUGGCGGCUUCUGGCCCCAUCAGCGGCUACUUCGUGGACUCGCUGAUCGCGGCCGACGGCGACUCCUCCUCGGAGCUGCUCGCCCCGCGCUUCGCCGGCCACGGCGGCGCCUCCGCUCGCCCCGGCGCGCUCCUCCCGGACUGCUCCGAUUUCCCCUCGUGCAGCUUCGCCCCCAAACCCGCCGUGUUCGCCACCUCGUGGGCUCCGGUGGCCCCGCAGGGCUCGCUGGGCUACCCGCACCCGCACGCCGCGGGUCCGUACGCGCCGGGCGCGGCCGAGGCGCCCAGGUACGUGCGGGGCUGGCUGGAGCCGCUGGGCUCCUUCCCGCCCUUCGCCGCUCGCCCCUUCGCCAUCAAGGACGCGCUGGGCCCGCGCAGGGGCGAGUGCGCGGCCGCGGAGGGGCGAGCGUUCGCCGAGCUCGUCUACGCCAACCCCGAGAGAGCGGCCGGAGCCGGCGCGGCCACCGCCGAGGCCGAGCUGGUCGCCAGCGGCAAACACAAAGAGCAGAGGCACGAGGUAGAGCCCAGGCAGCCCGGCUUCGCCUCCAAAGCGGAUUUUUGA
This is a messenger RNA of Sturnus vulgaris (Common starling), 585 nucleotides long. NCBI's taxonomy places the organism in Eukaryota, Metazoa, Chordata, Aves, Passeriformes, Sturnidae. The record is from RefSeq and is a predicted model, not a curated record.